UUCAGACCCUCUCCCUGUAUUCGAUCUUGUGGCGAAUCAGAGACUCUAUAUUUUGCCCAGUUCACAAGUCAAGCGAUGAGACCCGUCUCGACCGGACAGCAUGCUUGUUGACUAUCAGACCUAUGACUCUCGAGCAGUCCAGAAUCGCAUGCACUGGAAGACUGCACCCAACCCAUCUACGCGAGUGCUCGUCUUUGAAUGUCCGACGUGCCCUCCUCCGACGAGCUUCUUGGAGCAGUCCCCGUCGCCGUGAGCCUCGGCUGAGUCCACCGCAUGACUGGUCUCCACGCUUACAGGAUGCUCGCAACGUCGAGUUGGUGAGAGACAGAUCGCUCGUCUAUGGCAUGGUAGGGGUUCAUCCUCUCUCGCAGCCGCCGGGAUCUGCAUUUCCCAAGCGGAACAGUCUCUUUUGACCUUCACAUGGAAGCAACCGUCAGUUUCACAAAAUACCCGGCCACUCGGUGCCCCGCCCGCCAAACUACCGGAGUCAAGCGGGGGAAUCGGGAACAGAAUAUGUCUUGUUGCAUGUGCUUACAGGUUGAAUGACACGGCGGCCGGUGGUUC
Molecule: messenger RNA, 564 nt
Organism: Mycena citricolor
Lineage: Eukaryota; Fungi; Basidiomycota; Agaricomycetes; Agaricales; Mycenaceae
Source: the annotation of a GenBank genome assembly